AUGGGUCCUUCAGGGCCGACCACGCUGGCCGUGAGAGAAGCCUCUCGGUCGAUAUCGAAACCGAAGCCAAAGAUACGGAUAGUGCACAUAUUUGCACCGGAGGUCAUCAAGACCGAUGCGGCGAACUUCAGGGAGCUCGUUCAGAGGCUCACGGGGAAACCAACGAAGCGAGCUGGCCGGAAAAAGAGAGAGAGGCGCCAGAUCACCAGAGGAGAGCUGGAGGAGGAGAAGGAGAGGUCAGUUGUGUGGAGGGUUGAUGAUGAGAAUUUGGGUGGUGGUGAUAAUAAUAAUUAUUUGAGCGGGUUAGGGGACGCGGAUGGCUUCUUUCAAGGGUUUAAUGAUUACCCGGCAAUGCUUAACUUGAGUUCUUCAUCUCAUAUGGAUCAUAUGAUUGGAGGGGCGCGAGUUAUGUAA
Molecule: messenger RNA, 414 nt
Organism: Asparagus officinalis (garden asparagus)
Lineage: Eukaryota; Viridiplantae; Streptophyta; Magnoliopsida; Asparagales; Asparagaceae
Product: VQ motif-containing protein 25-like
Exons: 1
Coding region: 1-414 (137 amino acids)
Cellular component (GO): nucleus
Source: RefSeq, a predicted model, not a curated record